UCCCUUCUCUCUUCGCUCACCUCACCUAUUUCAUUCGUCUUUCUCACUCUUACUCUCUGCUCUUUACUUGUUUCCGCAUGUGAGCCUUUUUUUGUCCUUUUCUGCGCUCGAUUCCGCUUUCUCCAACUCGUCUUCUCCUCUUUGGUUUCGUUUGCUCUGUUCCCGGUCAAAUCGGUCUUUUCUGUCAAUGCUCUAAUUUCUGACUAUUUCAUUGUUUAUGAAUAAAUUCUGCUCGGUUCUUUAGAUGGGAAUUUGUUGCUGCACUUUUUCCCUCUGCACCUUUUUAUUUAUUUGUUAAGGAUUAGAUUAAGUAAUUGUUAAUUGACCUAUAUUAGUAUUUAUUUAUUUAUUUAUGAGUGACCUUCCUCUUUACUAGGUGGUGAGAAGUAUCGAUUAACAACUAGAUUGGUUGUCGCCUUCAGAGUGAUUGAUUUUUCUUGACCAUCUUUCUCUCCUUUCUAAGGGUGAGACCAGUCAGUGGGUGAAACAGAUAGUUUACCUGUGGCUGUGGGUCUGCACAGUUUUUUCAAGUUGCCAAAAAUAGUUUUGAAGUGCUCUCUGUGUUGCAAUAAGACUUGGUGUAUGUACAUAGCAGAAUGAAACAAAAGGGUUUUUUACUGUUCUCCUUGGAACUUAACAUAAAAUAGAACUCUCUGUCUUCUUGCCUGGCUACGAAAAGUACUCUUCGUAUUUCCUUUGACGGGCUGAACUUCUUGGUUGAUUCUCGAUGAUUUUGUUGAUUCUUUGGUGCAGAGAUGGAGGUUGCUCGGAUCUUAAUUGAUCUUCGUAGACGUUGCGUCUGUGGUUGAUGUCAGUAGAAAUGGACUACAUAUUUGUGCUUUUGCUAUUGGGUUGCUUAUGUUCUUCUGUGUUGCCUGAUACGCAAGGAGAUGCACUAUAUGCAUUGAAGCUAUCUUUGAAUGCUUCAGUUCACCAGCUUAAUGACUGGAACCAAAAUCAAGUGAAUCCUUGUACUUGGUCACGUGUUUACUGUGAUGCAAACAACAAUGUUAUGCAAGUAUCACUAGCGUAUAUGGGAUUCACAGGAUACUUGACCCCAAGAAUAGGAGUUCUAAAAUAUCUUAAUGCUCUUUCUUUACAAGGGAAUGGCAUCGCUGGCAACAUACCAAAAGAGUUAGGAAACCUGACAAACUUGGUCAGGUUGGAUUUGGAAAACAACAAAUUAACUGGAGAAAUUCCUUCUUCCCUUGGGAAUCUUAAGAAGCUGCAAUUCUUGACAUUGAGCCAAAACAAUCUCAGGGGGACCAUUCCAGAAUCACUUGCCAGUCUUCCAUUCUUGAUCAAUGUUUUGCUAGAUUCAAAUGAUUUGAGUGGCCAAAUCCCAGAGCAGUUAUUUAAAGUUCCUAAAUACAAUUUCACUGGAAAUAAUUUGAACUGUGGUGCCAGCUACCAUCAACUUUGCGAAUCUGAUAAUGCAGAUCAAGGUUCAUCCCAUAAACCAAAAAUUGGCCUCAUAGUUGGAAUUGUUAUAGGAUUAGUUAUUAUCCUUUUCCUUGGUGGUCUGCUGUUCUUUUGGUGCAAGGGUAGACACAAGGGUUACAGGCGUGAAGUUUUUGUAGAUGUUGCAGGUGAAGUAGAUCGGCGAAUUGCAUUUGGUCAACUAAAAAGAUUUGCUUGGAGAGAACUACAGAUAGCCACAGACAAUUUCAGUGAGAAAAAUGUUUUAGGACAGGGAGGCUUUGGAAAGGUUUAUAAAGGUGUUCUUGCUGAUAACACAAAAGUUGCUGUCAAAAGGUUAACUGAUUAUGAAAGUCCUGGGGGAGAUGCAGCUUUCCAGCGUGAGGUUGAGAUGAUAAGUGUAGCUGUGCAUAGGAACCUGUUACGGCUGAUUGGGUUUUGUACUACCCCAACUGAGCGCCUCUUAGUUUAUCCCUUCAUGCAGAACUUAAGUGUGGCCUAUCGUCUACGAGAACUCAAACCUGGGGAACCUGUUCUGGAUUGGCCUACAAGAAAACGAGUGGCUCUAGGAACAGCUCGUGGCUUAGAAUAUCUUCACGAACAUUGCAAUCCUAAGAUUAUUCAUCGGGAUGUGAAGGCAGCUAAUGUAUUACUAGAUGAAGAUUUUGAAGCUGUUGUUGGUGAUUUUGGUCUGGCAAAGUUAGUUGAUGUUCGAAAAACUAACGUCACAACUCAAGUCCGUGGGACAAUGGGCCACAUAGCUCCAGAAUAUUUGUCCACUGGAAAGUCCUCGGAAAGGACUGAUGUUUUUGGCUACGGGAUUAUGCUUUUAGAACUUGUUACAGGUCAACGAGCUAUUGACUUUUCACGUUUAGAAGAGGAAGAUGAUGUGCUGUUACUUGAUCAUGUUAAGAAAUUAGAACGAGAGAAAAGACUUGAUGCAAUUGUUGACCGCAACCUAAAUAAAAAUUACAACAUACAAGAGGUAGAAAUGAUGAUACAAGUCGCAUUGCUCUGUACGCAAGCAACACCAGAGGACCGUCCACCAAUGUCGGAGGUUGUAAGAAUGCUUGAAGGAGAAGGGUUGGCUGAAAGGUGGGAGGAAUGGCAGCAUGUGGAGGUCAAUCGGAGGCAAGAAUACGAGAGAUUACAAAGAAGAUUUGACUGGGGAGAAGAUUCGGUUUAUAAUCAAGAUGCCAUUGAGUUGUCUGGUGGGAGAUGAGUGGAUCUAUAAAUUUAUAACAUAUAUGUUGUAUGUUGUACCUCAAUAUCCUUUUUUGCUAGGUUAAGCUUGAUUAGGGAUGUAAUUUUUCUUGUUUUCCAACUGUAAAAAAAGGGAAAAAAUAGUUGUAAAAUUUUUAUGUUCCAACAGGCUUUAUGGUGUGAAUUUUUUUCCCUAGAUAAAUUAGGAAUUUAUUAGAAAAUUCUGUUUGGUGAAUUUUCAGCAAUGAUCCCAUUACAGGGGUUCCUAUUAAUUACAACACAUUUCGUCAAACAAUGAUUUGACAUUUAAAUG
This is a messenger RNA of Cajanus cajan (pigeon pea), 2935 nucleotides long. Its product is annotated as putative LRR receptor-like serine/threonine-protein kinase At5g10290. The record is from RefSeq and is a predicted model, not a curated record. Gene Ontology annotation, molecular function: protein kinase activity; ATP binding; receptor serine/threonine kinase binding. Gene Ontology annotation, biological process: protein phosphorylation. NCBI's taxonomy places the organism in Eukaryota, Viridiplantae, Streptophyta, Magnoliopsida, Fabales, Fabaceae.